Dioszegia hungarica is the source of this 1185-nucleotide messenger RNA. RefSeq names its product peptidase family T4. The coding region runs from base 1 to 1185 and encodes 394 amino acids. The record is from RefSeq and is a predicted model, not a curated record. NCBI's taxonomy places the organism in Eukaryota, Fungi, Basidiomycota, Tremellomycetes, Tremellales, Bulleribasidiaceae. The transcript has 5 exons. Gene Ontology annotation, molecular function: aminopeptidase activity.
AUGACCAGCUCAACUCCCCGAGGGCGUAUCCGGGAGAUCAUCCCCGACAUCAUUAUCGGGCGAUACCCCACCGGCCCGCUUAAUUCCUUGACCGACGUUCCCGGUGUCCUAGUCCAUACCGAAUCCCUCUGUCGUACCUCCCCCACGAUCGUCAAUACCGGCGUCACUACCAUUCUCCCUCGGCGCGAAUGGUUCCACGAUGGCUGCCACGCCGCCUUCUUCAAAUUCAACGGAAGCGGGGAAAUGACCGGUAGUCACUGGAUCGAGGAGACGGGGAUACUCAACUCGCCCGUCAUCCUGACCAAUUCGUUCGCGGUCGGACCGUGCUAUUCGGGCAUCUACGAGUACGCGGUGGACAAGUACAAAAAUCAAGAUGGGCUGGUAGAUUGGUUUCUGCUGCCAGUUGUCGGGGAGACGUAUGAUGGGUAUAUGAGCGAUAUAGGCGCCAUGGCGAUCAAGUCGGAUAUGGUCGUUCGGGGGAUUGAGGAGGCUAGUGCGGACAGGGUGCCAGAGGGGAAUACGGGGGGCGGGACGGGGAUGUGCUGUCAGGGUUAUAAGGGUGGGACGGGGAGUGCGAGCCGAGUCGUGGAAGGGGUGAUCAAGAAGGAUGGGGGGGAGGAGAAGGUGGUGUAUACGGUCGCAGCGUUGGUUCAAGCUAACUACGGCGCCAAGCGCGAUCUUACGAUUGGGAACGUACCUAUCGGUAGACUCCUCAUGGAGGAGGAAGCAGCGCAAGCUAGCAAGAAGCCAGAAGCGCCGGUCGAGGAGAGACAGAAGGACGGAUCUAUCAUCAUUGUCAUCGCUACAGAUGCUCCGCUACUCCCCAUCCAGCUUAAACGACUCGCAACUCGAGCGACCGUCGGUCUAGCUCGCGUUGGCGGAUGGGGCGCAAACUCAUCCGGUGACAUCUUCUUUGCCUUCUCGACAGCCGCACACAUCCCCAAAGACGCAUCGGUCACCCGCUUCACCCCCACCGUGGUCGGUUCUAUCGACAUUAUCGAUACAGAAGGGAUCAACGGCUUGUUUGAGGCAGUCGCGGACUCGGUCGAGGAGGCCAUAUACAAUGUUUUGACGAGUGCGGAGAGCAUGGAAGGGCCUGGAGGGAUGCGGAUGGAGGGAUUGCCGACGGACGUGCUGCAGCGGUUGAUGAAGAAUUAUUAUGUUCCUGUUCCGUUUACAGCGUGA